Temnothorax curvispinosus is the source of this 826-nucleotide messenger RNA. RefSeq lists its product as uncharacterized. Bases 48 to 401 code for a protein of 117 amino acids. NCBI's taxonomy places the organism in Eukaryota, Metazoa, Arthropoda, Insecta, Hymenoptera, Formicidae. The transcript is spliced from 3 exons. The record is from RefSeq and is a predicted model, not a curated record.
AAAAGUUUAUCGUUGUCAAAAGAAGACUUACAAAAACGAAAGAAUCAAUGCUCGCGACAUCGACAAAAAUAUGCGCGACCAAAUACACCAGAAGGUUUUUGGAAUCCGUUGUUUCCCGAUACAUCAUCAUCAGACUAAAAGCUGAAAUGUUUCGUCAUUCAAAUCUGAGGCCCUAUUCUAGGGCUUGCUCUAAUGAUUUUGAGGUAGUUAAUCAGACUGAAAAAGUUUCAAUAGAAACUUUUAGUCAACUUAUGCAGGCUGCAUUAAGAGUUGCCAAGCAAAGGCAUCGAGAUCGAGUUCGAAGGGAAAAACUGAGGCAUCGUGUUAGAACUGGCCGACAAUAUUUGCAAAAUAUGCAUGAUUUAUACAACAAUAAUGAAGAUGCUCGAAGACCAACAUGAUCUAAGUUUCUACAUAAUAUUAUUUAUGAAAGAUAAAGAUUUCAAGAUCUUAUAAUACAUAUUAUAUUUUUUACUUUACUAUGUUUUACUUUGUUUAAAAUAUUUUGUUUUUCAAUAGAAGGCGUUUUCUCAGUCCAAUAAGCCGAUUUCUUUUUUAAGGCUCGGAUAGAAUGUAUAGAUUAAAUUGUCUAAUUCAGAGUUAGAAAUUUUUUUUUCUAAUAUUCUCUGAACGCCUUUGAGUUAGUUGUGCAAAAGUUACGUUUAGCAAUUCUAAAUUAAUACAUGCAUAUUAUAUAAGUUCUAGUUUUGUUUAAAAUAUUUUGUUCUCAACAACAGUUCUUGAUUUAGAAGUAUUUAUCGAAUUGUCUAGUCCACAGUUAGACAAAUAUUUUUUGUUCCUAUUUUGUUCUUAAUAGUUUAUAUAU